Molecule: messenger RNA, 303 nt
Organism: Rotaria socialis
Lineage: Eukaryota; Metazoa; Rotifera; Eurotatoria; Philodinida; Philodinidae
Source: the annotation of a GenBank genome assembly
AUGCUCGAAUGCAUCAAGGCGUAUUUACGCGUUUUAAAAUCAGAUGGUUUCGUGGUAUCUAAUUUCUUUUCUGAAGACGAAACUCAAUAUCGACAAACAUAUGCCAGAGCAUUAUUCAAACAUAUUUAUCGAGACAUAACUAAAGAUAAUUAUAUUGCUAUUGGACUUAACCAACAAGCACCAGCUCUCAACAGAAAUGAAUUACAAUUUAGAUUCAGAGCUCUUCAACAAAAUAAACUUUUAGCUGAUAUGAAUUGGAUUCAGAAAGUAAAACAUAUUCACAAUACCAAUGAUGAUAAAUGA